Molecule: messenger RNA, 426 nt
Organism: Rhizopus microsporus ATCC 52813
Lineage: Eukaryota; Fungi; Mucoromycota; Mucoromycetes; Mucorales; Rhizopodaceae
Exons: 1
Coding region: 1-426 (141 amino acids)
Source: RefSeq, a predicted model, not a curated record
AUGAAUGGUUUGUUCUUUGGAUUUUCGCUUGGCUUCAUUGAAAUGAAACACACAAAUAUAUCUAAGUAUCUUGCAUCAAAGGAUCUCAUACGUUUGGAUGUUUUAUCAGAAAACUCGAUCGAUCAACAUGAUCUUCAGGGAUAUCUCACCAUUCAAGCUGUUGGUUUUCGAAUGGCUGUAUUCCUCACCGCUCUGCUCGCCGAUGGUCUUUACGUGAUGGCUAAAGUUGGUGACAUUACAAUUCCUGUAUCUAUUCGCGAAAUUUCCCAGUACCUUAUUCCCAUUCUCGAAUGCUUUCAAUCUUUGUGCUCGCCCUCACCACAACCACAACCAUCAUUCAAACGAAAGAGUCUCGAUGAUGAAAGGUUUGUAAGACUUGUUCCGCCAUCUCGAUCCGCCAAGCGACGCUCUUAUACCAGCAAUUGA